AUGCGUUACGCGCCUGCUCUUACAGAGCGCAGCGAUUGGCAGGUAGAAGCCAAUGGGAGACGGUAUUGUUGCAGGCUUAGGGUGGUCUACGUCGAGGCGGAGAGGAGGAUGGGCUUCGUGCUGCGCGCAUUCAGUCAGUGGCGGGGCCUCGUGGGACCCCGGGGUGGGUUCCCCGUUGUCCAUGACGCUGCUGCCAGAUCAUUCCUACCAUGGCUGCCCCAGUUCAGGACUAUCACCCUCCUCACUCGAGUCUCAACUGAUCCCUGUGGCAGCUUCCGUGCAGCACAGAAUGGGUCCCUGGCACCUUGGUGCUAUCAACAGGUCCGUUCUAAGGCCCGAGGCAAUGAGUAUCAGCCCAGUAACAUCAAACGGAAGCGGAAACAUGGUUGGAUUCGGAGGCUCAGCACCCCUGGUGGAAUCCAGGUUAUCUUGCGGCGAAUGCUGAAGGGUCGGAAAUCCUUGAGCCACUGAGACCCUGAGCAGGCUCUGUCAAGGAGCCUGAAUGAGCAACACCUAGGGACUGUAUUAGCAAGAUGGGAUGGACCGGAACACCUCCAAGACAAAGCCUGGGUUCUUGCAUACUGAGCCAGGACAGUGGCUUCCCUUUUCUCGGUAUAUUGAUAACAUGGGACUUUUUUAGCAAGAACUGUGGAUUUAGAAGACUGAAGUCCUUUCUGUCAUGUCAGACAAUUUAGUAAAUGCGAACUAUUAAAGCAAUUAAACCCUA
This is a messenger RNA of Dromiciops gliroides (monito del monte), 727 nucleotides long. It is a transcript of the gene MRPL34, whose product is annotated as mitochondrial ribosomal protein L34. The transcript has 2 exons. NCBI's taxonomy places the organism in Eukaryota, Metazoa, Chordata, Mammalia, Microbiotheria, Microbiotheriidae. Gene Ontology annotation, cellular component: mitochondrial large ribosomal subunit; ribosome. Bases 1 to 471 code for a protein of 156 amino acids. Gene Ontology annotation, molecular function: structural constituent of ribosome. The record is from RefSeq and is a predicted model, not a curated record. Gene Ontology annotation, biological process: translation.